Messenger RNA from Adineta steineri, 1257 nucleotides. The record is from the annotation of a GenBank genome assembly. Lineage: Eukaryota; Metazoa; Rotifera; Eurotatoria; Adinetida; Adinetidae.
AUGGGUGCUGUCAUCAGUUAUUGUUGUUCUUGUUGUGAUAAAACAGCAACGAAAUACAACGAAAAUCUUGUAACGUCACAACUUACUGAUAAAUCUCCAUCAGCAUACGAAAAUAAAUACCAUGUUUCGGAUAUAUAUCCAAUUAGUGCUGAUGAUGAAACUGCUCCAUCAGAUAAUCCAAACAUAUCGACUUUUUUUCAAUCUAUGUUACAUCCACCAGAAGAAACAAAUCAAUCAGAAAUACCAUCUCAAACAAAAACAAACUCUGACAACUUGGUAUCAACUUUAUCCGACACAUCAAAUAAUCAAAAACUUAAUCCAAAUGUACCAAUAAAUUCAAAACAAAAUCGACCACCAUUGCUUCCUUCGUCAUCACUUUCAUCUGCUCGAUUAGCAAACCAAAAUGGUACAUUACGACCAUCGACAGCAAAUAAUCUAUUAAAACAUUCAAAUUCUUGUUCGACAAUAUAUGUUGAUGAUUCAACUGUUUCACAACCAAAUUGGAAAGCUAUGAUCAAAUGUGUUAGUAUUGCUAUACAUUCACAUAUGCUUCAUAGAAAAUCAAAUAAAUCUAUGGAUAUAUUUGAUGAAAAACUUCAUCCAUUAAGUAAAGAUCUUGUGCUCGAUAAUUACGAUACACAAGUACCGGAUCAAAAAUUAAUUUAUCGUUUUAUGCGAAAUCUUUUUACAGCUGCACAAUUAACAGCUGAAUGUGCAAUUGUUACAUUGGUCUAUCUUGAACGUGUUCUCAGUUAUGGUGAACUUGAUUUAUGUCCAUCGAAUUGGAAACGUCUUGUUCUUGGCGCAAUUAUGUUAGCAUCAAAAGUAUGGGAUGAUCAAGCAGUAUGGAAUGUUGAUUUUUGUUCUAUUCUUAAAGAUAUAACAGUUAGUGAUAUGAACGCAUUAGAACGUGAAUAUGUUCAAGUUCUUCAAUUUAAUGUUAAUGUUGCAUCAUCAAUUUAUGCCAAAUAUUAUUUUGAUUUACGACAAAUAGCAAAAGAACAUCAAAUCUCAUUUCCUAAUGAAUUACUUACAAAAGAGAAAGCAUAUAAACUCGAAGCUUUAUCAUUUAUUAAUCAUAAUAUUGAACAAACAAUAUCCGAUGGAAUUAGAACUCCAAAUUCAUCACAACUUUCAACAUAUCCUCAUUUAUCGACAUCCCAACAUCGUUCAUUAGCACCACUUCUCUCAUUACGACGCUCAGCAAGUGUCGAAUUUGCCCAAUCACCGCGUAAAUCUCUUCUAAUUAUAUCAUAA